Molecule: messenger RNA, 2659 nt
Organism: Rhododendron vialii
Lineage: Eukaryota; Viridiplantae; Streptophyta; Magnoliopsida; Ericales; Ericaceae
Product: protein SET DOMAIN GROUP 41
Exons: 5
Coding region: 154-2166 (670 amino acids)
Molecular function (GO): protein binding
Source: RefSeq, a predicted model, not a curated record
UAGAGAGAGACCCGAUAAUUUUCCAACUCCGACACCUCUCCGACCUCUCCCGUUUCAACUCCGAUCCGAUAUAGAUCCCUGGCCGUUUUUUAGUUUUGGGGUUUCAAAUUUGGAGUAUAGUUUUUACACAUUUUCUGUUGGCAGCUGCAAAAAAUGGAGAUGAGAGCGAACGAGGACGUUGGAGUAGGCCAAGACCUAACCCCACCGCUUCAACCCCUCGCCUUCUCUCUCCACGAUUCCUCACUCCUCUCUCACUGCUCAGCCUGCUUCUCUGCUCUCUCUCCUCCGCCCCACCAGUUCCCACCUUUCCUCCCCACCUCUCCCCUCACUGAUUCCCUUCUCUCUCCCACCCCCUCCUCCGUCCUCUACUGCUCUCCGCUAUGCUCCGAAGCCGACGCCGACCUCCACCUCUCCAGCGCCGAGCACCACCUCCUCCGCUCGGACCUCGCCCCGGGCGGCGACACCUCCGACCUCCGCGCCGCGCUACGCCUCCUCCUCCGCUUCGAGCGCCACAACCUCAUUCCCGGCAAAACUAAUCUGUUGGACAGAAUUGGCGGCUUGAUGAGCAAUCGCAAUGAAUUGAUGCACGAAGAACAAGAUGGUGACAGUUUGGCAAGGAUUAAGGGUGGUGCAAAGGCAAUGGUGAUGGCGAGAAGAAUGCGAGACAAUUUAGAUUUGGAGUACUCCGGGGAGUGUGUGUUGGAAGAGGCCGUGUUGUGUGUGGUGCUAACAAAUGCUGUGGAGGUGCAGGUUAAUGGAGGUCCUCUUGUCGGAAUUGCUGUGUACGAUACGACCUUCUCAUGGAUCAAUCACAGCUGCUCUCCCAAUGCUUGUUACGCGUUUUCGCUGCCAGAUUAUUCCGGUGGUGAGUCAAGGUUGCGCAUUCUUCGUGCUGCCACAGGCUGUGGCUGCAGCAGUAAUGGGAUUGAAGGGAUGCAAAAUGGCGGCGGUUGUGAUAAUUAUGAAUCAACGGAAGUGAGCAAGGCAUAUGGUCCGAGAAUAGUUGUAAGAAGUAUCAAGGCGAUCAAGAAGUUUGAGGAGGUAUCUAUUGCCUACAUUGACUUACUGCAACCUAAGGCGUUGAGGCAUUCAGAGUUAUGGUCACAAUAUCGUUUCAUUUGUUCCUGUCAGCGAUGUAGUAUUUCUCCCCCUACAUAUGUGGAUCAUACUUUGCAGGAAAUUUCUGCUGUCAAUUGCAGUUGUGCCAACCUGAGUUCUGAUCACCACCACCUUGGUGUAGAUGAGGAAAUUACAAGAUUCAGUGAUUACGUAGAUGAUGCCAUAGCAGAAUACUUGAAAUUUGGUAAUCCCAAAUCUAGCUGUGAGAAGCUCGAGAACUUGCUUAUUCAUGGUCUCAGUGGUGGGAAGUUUGAAACUGAAGAAGAAAAACGAAAGCAGCACUUUUGUUUGCAUCCCCUGCACCAUCUCUCUUUGACUGCCUACACCACUCUGGCUUCUGCGUAUAAAACCCGUGCCAGCGAUUUGUUGGCUGUUGAUCCUGAAGUAGAAAAACUUCAGCUGGAAGCUUUCACUGCAAGUAGAACCAGUGCAGCCUACUCCUUGUUACUUGCUGGUGCAACAAAUCAUCUGUUUCUAUUUGAAUCUUCUCUAGUUGCAUCCGCUGCGACUUUCUGGAUAUUAGCAGGUGAGUCCUUACUAAAUGUUGCUAGAAGCCCAGUAUGGAAAUUGUUUGCGAAAGGGGGGUCAACUGUUGCAGAAAUUCCAUCUUGUCCUAGUUAUAAAUGUUGUAACUGUACAUUGGUGGAUAAGUUCGGAACAAGCUUUGAUAUUGGUCAAGCUCGAGCUGUAAUGGUUGAGGACCUAUCUAGAGAGUUUCUUAGUUGUGUCACGAGAAUAACACCGAAAGUUUGGGCCUUUUUAAUUAACAAGGGCUGUUUUUUAAAACUAAUUUCAGAUCCCAUUGAUUUCAAAUGGAUUGGGCGUUUGAAGUCUGUCAGAACAUUGGGUAUUGAAUCUAAUUUAGCUAAUGCGGCUACAGAAAGCGCAGUUUCAACAGGUGAAUCAGGGAUAUGUGUAAACCAAGAAAACAUCUCUCUCUUCCAGCUUGGUGUCCAUUGCCUACGAUAUGGUGGUAUUUUAUCGACCAUUUGUUUCGGAAAACAUUCUUACUUGAAUGAUUACAUGCAGAACCUUUUAUAUGGUUAGAACAAAAAUGAUUUGUCCAUUUUGGCUAUCCAUAAGUUGAAACAUGCAAGUUUUUCGCACACUGACUGUGCUACGUGCGUGUAUUCGGAGGUGGAAGCUUUAAUUCUGGUGUGUUAUGCUUGUAUGGGUCCAUGUAUUGUCCUGAGACGCAGAUACUGGUACUGCUGUUGAAGCAGAAGUUGAAGAAUCAGCCAAGAUCAAUGAAAGAUAUGGUGAAUGAAUCUUUAGUUCUGGAAGAUUUGAUAAUGGAGUAUCGACUGGCUGCAGAUCUCUUGAUAGUGCACCAACUGGACUUGGGAGUUGGCGAUGCAACUUUGUUUCCCAAGUUUGUAUCGAAGUCACAAGAUGUGGCAAAAAGAGUCUCCAAUGGCUGCAGACUGGCAGCAGGCCGGGUUUGCAUUGCAUUAUCUAGUUUAUUCUGUCAUUUUUUAAAACCUAUUCCUCGGUGGCAUUUUGCAUGAAAAAUAAACUAGUAUCUUCAAUUUGUACAACA